Messenger RNA from Lactuca sativa (garden lettuce), 3264 nucleotides. RefSeq lists its product as uncharacterized. Gene Ontology annotation, molecular function: protein binding. The record is from RefSeq and is a predicted model, not a curated record. NCBI's taxonomy places the organism in Eukaryota, Viridiplantae, Streptophyta, Magnoliopsida, Asterales, Asteraceae.
AUGGGGGAUCCGUGGGGUUUGGGGUUCCAUCUCAUUUUCAUAUGUGUUUUUUUGUUUGCAACCAAAUAUACUUGUUUGGGUGUUGGAAAUGUCACUGUUGUUUGCUCCCAGAAAGAACGACUUGCUCUUCUCAGGUUCAAAGGGAGUGUCAUCGAAGAUCGUUACGGAAUGUUGUCUUCAUGGGUGGGUAAGGAUUGUUGCCAGUGGGAAAGAAUCCACUGUGACAGUCUCACUGGAACCGUUGACAGCCUCAAUCUCAGAGGAGAUUACUAUUUUGGUGAAGGAGAAAGCUACUUAGUUAGUUAUGAGGUGAACUCUUCAUUGGCUGAGUUGAGGCAUCUCAAGUACCUGGACUUGAGUCAGAAUGAUUUUGGAGGAAGCCGGUUCCCUGAGUUCAUUGGAUCCUUCAAACAGCUGAUGUACCUCAAUCUCUCUGCUGCUGGUUUUCAAGGUAUUAUUCCUCCCCACAUUGGAAAUCUUUCUAAUUUAAAGGUUUUGGAUCUCAGUUGGAAUGAUGAGCUGAUGUCAGAUGAUAUGUCAUGGACUUUUGGCGUUACAUCACUCGAGCAUCUCGACUUGAGUGAUGUGGAUCUUGGCGGAGCAAAGAACAUGGGCAUGGUGCUUUACAAUCUUCCUUCGUUAAAAGAGUUAAGUUUGCGUGGUUGUGGACUUUCCAAUGUCCAUCUUGGUCCUUUUCUUAAUUCAAGUAGAAUUCUUGCCAACAUAAAACACCUUGAUCUUGGCUCCAAUUCUUUCAAAGGUCCACUCCCUGGAUUCUUCCGAAACAUGACAUCCCUUGAAUUUCUGGAUCUUUCUGGUUUUAGUCUUAGUUUGGCAUGGAACUUUGCAAACUUGCUAAACAUGAUCCCUUCCUCUUUAUCAGAGCUGCAUUUUUCAAGUUGUUGGCUAGAUAAUAAGACUUUUCUAUCUUCCGCUCAUUUUAAUAUCAGUAUGCUUUCUAACAUCCAACACCUGGAUCUUAGCCGAAAUUCAAUUGAAGGCAUAUUUCCAUCUGUUUUCAGUAACAUGAGUUCCUUAAGAGUCCUUGAUCUCUCAGGAAACAUGCUGCAUUCUUCGGUUCCUAUUAUGGCUAACCUUCUAGAGCUUGAUCUCUCUGUUAACCAGUUUAAGAAUAUUGAGGAUGUUGGAAUCUGGAGACAGUGUCACCUGAAACAGUUGUUUGCAUUGAGGAAUCCUUUUGAAAUAGAAAGGAUUGACCCACCGCAAAACGUUUCAGAAUGCUCCCAAUAUGCUUUGGAGUGGUUGGAUUUAAGUGGGUGUUUGAAUGGUACGAUUCCAGAAGCAUUUGGAAGACUAACCAAUUUAAGACACUUAGAUCUAUCAAUGAGCAGUUUGACAGGUCCAAUCCCCGAAUCUCUAGGAAGAUUAAGAUAUUUAGAAGAAUUAUAUUUAUCUCAUAACCGGUUAACCGGUCCCAUUCCUACAUUCCUUGGGAAUCUUUCCAGACUUGACCUUUCUUAUAACCAAUUGAAUGGUUCAAUUCCAGAAUCCUUUGGAAAUCUUGCAGCUUUAGAAUCUUUGUAUCUACAAUCCAAUCACUUAACAGGCCCCAUCCCAGCAUCUCUAGGAAGACUUGUUUCAUUACAAGAAAUUAGGAUGUCUUCAAAUUUGUUAAAUGGGACUAUUCCGGUUUCCAUUGGGCAACUUGCCGAACUCAGUUUGCUAGAUAUCUCAGACAAUUCUUUAGAAGGAGUAGUUUCUGAAGCCCAUUUUGCUAACCUUGCGAUGUUGAGUGCCUUGGAUGCUUCUUCUAACACCAAGUUGACAUUCAAUGUUUCAUGUGAGUGGAUUCCUCCAUUCCAAUUGCGAUUUCUUUAUCUCGGUUCUUGCAAUAUUGCAAAUGGAUUUCCGCAGUGGCUACGAAAUCAAAGGGAGCUCUCUGAGUUAGUGUUGUCGAAUGCUUCAAUUUCGGGACCUCUGCCCACAUGGUUGCGGAAGAUGCCUGUCAUUGCUUUCUUGGAUCUCUCUCACAACAAACUCAGCGGACCAUUGAAAAACCUUCCAGAAAUAGAAUGGGAAUUAAUACUAGCAAAUAACAUUUUCAAUGAGUCGAUUCCAAGGUCCUUGUGCAGAUGGACAAAUUUGAAAUAUCUUGAUCUUUCCAGAAAUAGGUUAACAGGGAAAAUUCCCAAGUGUCUCCAGAAUCUAUUAUGGCUGGAAACCAUGAGAUUUGGUUCAAAUUUGCUUUCAGGUGUCAUUCCAAGUUAUAUAGCAAAUAAUCAUUCAUCAUUGUAUUGGUUAACAUUGAAUGGCAAUAACUUCAUUGGUGAACUUCCUCGAGAGUUGGGGAAUUUACGAGCUUUAAGAGUGUUAGAUGUGGGUGAUAAUCAACUGUUCGGAAACAUACCCCACUGGAUCGGAGAAAAGCUGACAGAUUUGAUGGUUUUAAGGUUACAUGGGAAUAAAUUCACUGGGGAAAUUCCAGAAUCUUUGUGCAAAAUGUCGAAACUUCAAAUUUUGGAUGUUGCACACAACAACUUCACAGGUAUCAUCCCUCAUUGCCUAAGAGAGUUGAGUGCCAUGGUUAAGGGUGCAGAACAGCGGUAUAAUGACACUCUUGAUCCCAACGAGAAUGUGAUUCAGGUGAUGAAAGGUGUUGAUCUUGAAUAUACAAAAACUUGGGAUAUAGUUUUCAACAUGGACCUUUCGAGCAAUAAACUUGUAGGAGAAAUUCCGGUCAACCUCACAGCACUUUCUAUGCUGAUUGGUCUGAAUCUGUCAAAUAAUCAUCUCAGUGGGAUGAUUCCAGAAAACAUUGGGAACAUGACGAGGUUAGAAUCUCUCGAUUUAUCUGGAAACAAGUUGACCGGGAUGAUCCCUCCAAGCAUGGCAGCUUUGACUUUUUUGAGCCAUCUGAAUCUGUCACACAACAACUUGUCGGGACGAAUUCCAACAGGCCAUCAGUUGCAGACCCUUAUUUAUGAUCCAUCAAUAUAUGCUGGGAACGAAGAUCUUUGUGGACCUCCAUUGCCAAACAAUUGCUCAGAUCAUCAAGACCCAACAACAACAGCAAAGCCCAAGAAGAAACAUAAAGCAGCUGACAAGUCGAUCAAGGUAUGGUGGUUUUACCUAGAUAUUAUGAGUGGUUUUGCAACAGGGUUUUGGGGUGUUAUUGGAGUUCUGUUGUUGAAGAAGCACUGGAGACACAAGAUUUUCAUGUUUGCUGAUGAAACUGUGGACAAGAUAUACGUUGCAAUCGUGGUAAGAGUUGCCAAGAUGAAGAGAGGACAAGAAGCCACAUAG